Molecule: messenger RNA, 6455 nt
Organism: Drosophila guanche
Lineage: Eukaryota; Metazoa; Arthropoda; Insecta; Diptera; Drosophilidae
Product: platelet binding protein GspB
Exons: 6
Coding region: 701-6235 (1844 amino acids)
Source: RefSeq, a predicted model, not a curated record
UUGCAACACUCCAACGCCUGGUGUUGUAAUUUUUCUUGUCGCAAGGUGAAAACGAAUGAAACGGCUAUUUAAUAGUGAAAAGUGAACAAAUAUGCUGGAAUCGAACACCUAAACGUAGCUGAUUGAGCCGCUUAUCGGUAUUCCAUAAAGGCUCGUUGAGAAUCCUAGCAGAAGUGCAUGAAAAACGGGCCUGAAAAUUUUACUUUGUGUGUAGCCGAGACCCCCAUACGCACACACAAACCACACACACACACUCACACCCAUGCACACACACUCACACAUAUGGAGAUAAACGCAGCGAUGGCCUCGUCGCAUUCGCAGCAUAUAUAAAAGCUCAGUUGUAUAUUGGAGAAGGAGCGCACAAAGCAGAAGACGAGAAGAAAGAUUUCUGUGUCAUUGAACGAGGCGACGGCGACGACCAGGCCAGGCAGACCAAGGAAUCAUCUCCUCCUCCCCUAGGAGCAGGCUGCAGCUCGAACAACUCGCUCGGGCAGACCCCAGACCCUAAGGAUUGAGCAAGAUGGCUGCCACUACUGCCCAGCAAGCAGGACACACUGUUUUAUGACUCUGAGGGGCAACCCAGAGAGCGAUUAAGCGAGAGAGAGAGAGAGAGCGCAGCGAGAGAGCGACCGCCCACGACGAGUGAGCGUCAACGAGUGAAUUAGCUGCCAGCGAGUGAGUGAAGCAAGUGACCGCCAUCAUGGUUGACAGCGUGCAGUGCCCCGUGUGCACUUUGUAUCUGCAUGCGGGCAUGAAUCUCUCCGAUCACUUGGAGACUCAUCCCAAGGAGCAGGUCAUCAAGGCACUGGUGCAGAUGACAAUUGUCGGCAACACUGGCAUGGGCAAUGCCCUGGCGGCGGCCAUGCUGGGCAAUAGCUCAUCAUCAGCAGCAGCGGCAACAGGAGCAGGAGCUGCCGAUGCUGGUGGCUCCAAAGACAACGUCGUCGCCGCCGUCACGACAACGUCUGCAGCUGUCGCUGAUGUCAAACCAGUUGUUGUGACCGCCAGCUCAUCGGCAGGCAAGCCCAUAACAGCGGCAGCCACAAAUGCAGCCCUGCAGCCGCCGCCACUUUCCUCCUCCUCCUCCUCUACCGCCGCGGCGAGCAGCAGCAGCAGCGUCUGCAGCAAAUUGAGCAAUCCACCGAUGAAAGCACUGAAAUGCGCACCGCCCACGACUGAGGCGCGAGCCAACAACACAUCCGCACCCACCACAAAUAGCGCAAUGAGCGCAAUGUACCAGCCACCGCUGGUCACCACGGAAUAUCGCUACACUAAUCAGCAGCAGCAGCCGGGCUUUGCGCGUGGUUCCAGCAACGCGACAGCGACCGCCACACUGGUGAUACCACAGGUGCCACAGCAGCACUUUCUAGCCAGCAGCCAUACGCAGCAGCAGACACCGACACACUUUGCCCAUCAGCAACAGCAGCAGCAGCAUCAUCCUGGGUUGAAGUUUACCUAUGCCACCACGCUGCCACCUCCGCCGCCGUUGCAGCUCUUCACGCAGCAGCAGCAACAGCAGCAGCAGCAGACAGUAACGCAACCGCAUCAGAAACCUCCUCCCGCCUAUGGAGCCGCCAUCAGUCAAAUCCGAUCUCAGCACAACCAAAACAAGCAGCAGCAGCAGCAACAUCAGCAGCAGCAGCAACAUGUGACCGUUCAUCAUAAUGUAACCCUGGCACCACCGACAACAACAGCAGCAGCAGCUGUAGGCAAGCACAGCGGCAAAGCCCACACGGAAGUAUUCCUGAAUCCCCCACCACCGCCGCUGCCACCGCAGGCGCAUGCGCAGCAGCAGCAGCAUCAGCAGAACCAACAGCAGCAGCAGCAUCAUCAUCACCAGCAGCAGCUACAGCAAUCAUCAAUGCCAGUGGCGCUGACAACUGCCGCACCCAGACAGCAGCAGCAACAGCAGCAAUCGGUGACAUUGCAGUCGUACGGUUCGAGUGCCGGUAGCUGCUCCUCCUCGUCGUCCUCCUCGACGGCGGGUCGAGCUAGCCGUCAGACCAACUCUCCCUUUGGCGCCUUGCUCAAUGCGGCGGCGGCUGCUGCCAGCUCCUCGCCCUCGUCUGCGUCUGCAGCUGCCGCCUCGGUGCUGCGCUAUGCAGAGUCGCCAGUUGCACACUAUCUGGAGCGGGACAAUGGUGACUUCAUUGUCCAGGAGACGCCCAAGCAUAUUGUGGAGUGCGUCGAAAAGGAGGAUGGGGAGUUCUCUGUCAUCGAACGCAUUUACCAGUCGCCACCGAGUGUGCUCCACAUACACGACGACGACGAGGAUGAGGACGAAGACGAGGACGACGAUGAGGAUGAGGAGAACGAGGCGACAGCACUGGACGAGCACGAUCAUGUGGAGGAUGGUGACGAUGAGCGGGACGAAAACAGCCGCUGCCGCAACUUGACCAAAACAACGAAAAAGUCGCGCAAAACCAAACCCAAGCGAACGUCCAAGAAAACCACGCGGCAACAUCACUCGGACGAGGAGUUUAUGAGCAUCAGCAGUGGCUGCGAGAGCGACUCGGAGCCGGAGACGAAGAUGGAAGUGCAGGCAGUGGUGCAGGCAGUGGCAGCUCCACCUUUGUGCACGGCUCCAUCCACGAGCAGUGCAGCGGCGGCAGCAGCCUCAGUUGCAGUGCCUGCCCUGGCCGAUGGACACUCAAAUUCCACUUCAAACUCCAAUUCGAAUUCGAAUGCCAAGUCCAAGAAAAAUCGCAUCACGGUGCUCAGCGAUGUGCCGCUGAACAUGAACGAAUAUCUAGAUCUGAUGGGCAACAUUGUGGCCUCCAGUCGCAUUGGCACCUCGCGUCCAUUCGCCGCCGUUGCGCCCAUACCGCUGGUCAAGGUGGAGAAGGAGGAACCGUUGGAUGAGUACGACAAUGCGGAGGGCACGGAUCCCAUGAUGCUGCUGGAGCAUAAGCCCAGCUUGGAGCAGAGCUGUGGCACCACCAGCGUCAUUCGCAUGGCCAGCGCCAUGUCGGCGUCCACGGAGGACUUUACACAGCCGCCGCCCAUGAAGGUUGAGGUUGAGGCCACGACGCUGCUACCUCAGCGGUUCUCGACACCCGCCCAGCUGCGUGGACCCAAGAAAUUAGUCAUCAAACCAAAGGCCACAGCAACGGCAACAGCAACGACGACGGCGGCGGCGGCGGCGGCGGCGGCGAUAACAAAACAAAAGACUGACACCCCAUCUUCCUCGAGCUCGGAACCGCCAGCAGCCACAUCCAUAUCAAAGCCCGGUGCCACUGAGCUGAUUCACAUUAAGAGCGAGAUCACGGAGCUGCCAACAAGCAGCAUCCUCGAGAAGCAUCUGACAACGCGGAAGCACUCGACGGUCAACGAUGACGAUGCACGGGUGCUGCUGGAGUUUGCCAAUUCGAAGCAGCCGUCGACACUCGCCGGUGGCAGCGCCUCCAGCACGACCUUUGUGGUGAAUGCCAAUUCGGGUUUCCCCUCGGCGGGCUCUGUGUUUGCCAGCAGCAGCGGCGUGGUGGGGGCGCAGCUGAAGGCGGGACAAGCGAAACCGGGCGAGGAGUACAUUCUGCCGGACAACAAUCUGGAGGUGGAUGAAAUUGUGAUAUCCUCCUCGUCUUCCUACGCCUCAUCCGUGGCUCAGGUGCAUCCAUCGUUGCCAGCAUCGUUGCAGCCGCCCGCAGCAGCCGCCUCCUUCAACGACUUUAAUUUCCUCUACCAUCAGACGACGACAACAGCCACAACGUCCGCGAAUGGUGCGUACUUCACGCCCUUCGGCCGCCAGCAACAGCAGCAGCAGCAACACACGCAGCACGGUGUCAGCGAUGCCACAAAUGCCGCCACCUUGGCCUCCUCUUCCAGCAAUUCCUCGGCAAUGGAUCACGACUCGAUGAAUGCCACGUUUCGCGUGGCCAAGACACAGUCGCUGCAGUCCUGGUAUCAGCCAGAACAAGAACACGAUCCACAGCAUCAGUCGGGAGCAGCAGCAACAGCAGCGGGAGGAGCGGGAACGGGCGCCUCCUCCUCUAGCCAGAACCAUGAAGGAGCACAGCCCACCAAUUUCAAUGCCGCUCUGGCUGCCGUCGAUUGUUGCAGCGUGGCCGUCGAUGGUGAUGUCAAGUAUCUGGAUUUGGAUGCGUGCAAGCGAGAGCAGCUGAGCAGCAGCAGCAAUCUGCCAUCGGCCUCAGCCUCCACAUCGACAACAUCCUCCUCGUUCGCGGGAGCAGCGACAGAGAGCAGCCUCGUGGGUGGACUCAACAUACGAACCGAUGAGAAAAUGCCAGCCAAGGGGGAAAUCUCAGAGCAGGAGAGCAACUGUGACAUCGAGAACUCGUGGAGUCAGUCGGUGUACGGCGACAUAUCACAGCGUUACUUUAGAAAUCAGUUCACAGGCGGCUACAAUCCGGACUGGCGGCAGGACUACUAUCCGCUGCAAGAUCUCAGCGCACAGCAGCGGGAGCACAAGCGUUUCGAUUUCAAUGCUGCCGAUGAGGAGGCCUCAUCCAGCUCGCGCAAGAGUCACUUGAUUGAUGAGCAGCCGGCAGCGGGCACCGCUUCCUCGACGUCUUCGGCAUUGCUGGCUGGUCCACCAAUCGCUUCAACGUCCCGGGCUGCUGCUGAGGCAGCGGAGGCGGCUGCUGCCACGGCUACGGCAUUGGCCCAACGCAAGCCGCAUCGUCGCAAGCUCUACAAGUGUCCGCACUGCGAGGCCAUCUUCGAGAAGCUAAAGGAGCGCAAUGCGCAUAUGAUUGGCGAGCACAAUUAUGUGCGUCAGAAUCGGCGUUUGAUAUGCACGCAGCCGCAGCAAAUGGGUGCCACAAUGUUGCCGCCACCACCGUCACAGCAGCAACAGCAACAGCUGCUAAUGCAUGCGGGCAUGGGCAUUGGUGGUGAUGAAUUUGUGCAAGAGGAUUCCAAAGAUGGCAUUGUCAAGAUCAAGCAGGAACAGUGCCAGGAUAGGCCGGAUGUGGAGCAGCUAGAGACCAGUCCGGAGCUACUCACCGAUGUCAAAGAUUCCCAGUUGCUGGGCAUUGACGAUGGCGAAGCGGAUGGUGACAUCAAGCCGCCCAGUCAGCUGGAUCAAAAGAUGACCCUGCCGCCACUGGCGAUGACAACGCCCGCCGCCAAAUUGGCAGCUCUAUAUCGAAUGUUGAUAUCCUACAACGAGUCAAAGCUGGGACAGGAGCGCAACAAUCUCAACGAGUUGGAGCAGAAGGCAAUGGAGAAGUCCAUCUUUCUGUGCUAUGUCUGCCGCACCGAUUUCCCCUCCGUGAAGCUUUACGAUGCGCAUCUGACGGAGCAUCCCGCCGAGUGUUUCACCUGUGGCAAGAAAUUCUACAGAUGGAAGAACUUUUCGCUGCAUUUGAAGCGCCACUUGGGCUGGAAGGAGUUUGGCUGUUAUGUCUGCGACAAGAAGUUCGUCGUGCGCAGCGCCCUCGUGGAGCACAUGCGCAUGCACACUGGCCAAACGCCGCUCAAGUGUAAGAUAUGCGGCAAAAAGUUUAAGCGUUACUCGAACUUGACGCAGCAUCGCAAGCGACACACCAAAGUGAUGGUGCGCAAGAAGGAGUAUGUGUGCCAUUGCGGCGAGGUGUUGCCAUCGAAGGCGCGGUUUCUGUGGCACAAGGAGACGCACGACGUGAAGCCCAAGUGCUGUCCCUAUUGCUGCGACCGGUUUGUGCAUGCCAACUCGCUGCGUCGGCACAUACGGCUGGCGCAUUCGGAUAAGUUCGACUAUGCCGAGCCCAUGGAGUGUCCCAUGUGCAAGCAGAUCUUUGCCAAGACCUCGAUCAAGGCGCACAUGGCAACGCACUCGACGGAUCCGCAGUACGACUGUGCAAUCUGCAACAAGAGCUUCUCCACCAAAUGGAAUCUCAAGAUACACUCGUGGGUGCAUGCAAAUCGAACGGCGAAACCGUUCAAGUGCGAGUACUGCCCCAAGGCGUUUGUGCGAGAGCUGGACUUUAAGAAUCACAUCAAUGCCCACAAACAGAUCAAGCCGUACACCUGCGAAUAUUGUGGCUGCAAGUUCAUACGAAAGUAUAACUAUAUGCGGCACAGACGCGAGCAUCAUGGCACCAAGAAGUUCACCUGCGACCAGUGCGACAAGUCAUUCCAUCGGCACUACUAUCUGAUUGAGCAUCGGCGCAUGCAUACGGGCGAGCGGCCAUUCACGUGCACCAUUUGCGGCAAGAGCUCCACCACCAAGACCAAUCACAAUAAACAUCUGAAAAUCCAUCAUUCGCGCGAUCCCUUCACCGUUGAGGUCUAAAAAUGGUAUAAUAAUCGAACUAACUAAUGUCUAAUAUUAAUCAUUAACUAAGGUAGUUUGUUCAUGACUCUUCUCUGUGUGUACUACGUGUGUCGUCGUCUGCGUGUCUCUCUCUCUGCUGAUACAAAACAGAAAACAAAACAAAACAAAUUAGUAUUACCUAUCGAACUAUAUACAUAUAAAAUAUUUAGUUUACAUAUGCGAAUGCCAAUUCUUGAUA